UAAGCUUCAGGAGUGAAGAAAGCAUUCGAGGAUAAGAGGAGGAAGAGCCGUUGAAGGACAAAGAAGAGAUGACGAUGUCGUCGCCGGCGUCCACCCACCUCCUCCGCCCCGCGCCCGCGGCGCCCCUGCUCCCUCGCCGCGCCUCCGUGCAGCUCUCCCGCGUCGCCGGCGGAGCUGCGCCAAGGAGCAGGAGACGGAGCGGCCGCCUGGCGGUGGUCCGCGCGGCCACCGCGGAGGUGGCCGAGGCCGCCGGCGCCCCCGCCUACACCACCGAGUCCCUCAUCCUAUACUUCAAGGCCGAGGGCACCAUGGAGGAGAGGGCUGUUCCCAAGAUCACCCAGGCCCUCGAGGGGAUGGAUGGCGUCACUGACCUGGAGGUGCUCAUCGAAGAAGGCAUCGGAAGUGUUGUGUUAACGAAGGCGACAACAGUCCAAGCUACCGGGGUCGCCUCAAACCUGGUGGAAGCCAUCCAGGGAGUUGGUUUCAAGCUGCAAACUCUGAGCCUCAGCUUCGAGGACUUUGACAAGGCGGACGCUGCUGCUGCAGUCACAGGAGAAGGAGCAGACGUCCAAGCCAGCGAGUGAGCUUCACGGCGCCGUGCCUGCGCUGAGUGCACAAGAUGUGCUCUGAUCGUUGGGGUUCAGUCUUUCUUCAGACAUUUUUUUUCUUUGGUUGCCAUACACUUCGCUCCUAGAAUUUUUUCAAGCUGUACGUUUUACCUUCUGGCAUGACUACGUACCCUAUGGGGGCUUUUAGAAAUGCUGCAUCUUCCCAUCAUCAAAAAAAGAAGAAAAAAAAUGAAAUGCUGCGUCUUGGGAGUUUCCCGUUUCCUUCGCA
Molecule: messenger RNA, 837 nt
Organism: Triticum dicoccoides
Lineage: Eukaryota; Viridiplantae; Streptophyta; Magnoliopsida; Poales; Poaceae
Exons: 3
Coding region: 69-584 (171 amino acids)
Cellular component (GO): chloroplast
Source: RefSeq, a predicted model, not a curated record